AUUACUCCUAGCUGGAAGAGUCCUCGUCCUCUUUCAGCAGAUGGAAACUACCGUCCUUUAGCUAAAGCAAGGCAGCAACAGAACAUCAGCAUGCGGCGGCAAGAAAAUCAUCGGUGGAUGUCUGAACUUUCGUAUGUGGAAGAGAAAGAACAAUGGCAAGAGCAGAUUAAUCAGCUGAAAAAACAGCUUGAAUUCAGUGCCAACAUUUGCCAGACAUUAAUGCAGGAUCAACAGACUCUUUCCUGCCUAUUGCAAACCUUGCUUACUGGUCCAUACAGUGUGAUGCCUAGUAACGUUGCUUCGCCACAAGUACAUCUUAUAAUGCAUCAGUUAAAUCAAUGCUAUACGCAACUGACCUGGCAACAAAAUAAUGUUCAAAGGUUGAAGCAAAUGUUAAAUGAUUUAAUGCAGCAGCAAGAGCAGCAACAGCAAGCAAGAACAGCCAAAAAGGAAAAAAACAGCAGGGCACCCCCACCCUCAUCACCAACUAUGUUUUGUCCCUUCAGUUUUCCUUCCCAGACAAUGAACUUAUUCAACAUGCCUGGAUUCACAAAUUUCUCAUCUUUUCCAUCAGGUAGGCAUUUCAGAACAGCAUGGGAAACCUUAAAAUUGCUAGCAGAGGAUCUCCAUGGGUUUUACUUUUUGUUCCUAGAUGAAUGCUGGAGAAGCAGUGUUUCACCAGCAAAGAGCAAAGGCUCUUCUAAUUCUUCUAAAGACAAGAUCUUUUUUACCAUUUAA
This is a messenger RNA of Sceloporus undulatus (fence lizard), 738 nucleotides long. RefSeq names its product pericentriolar material 1 protein-like. The record is from RefSeq and is a predicted model, not a curated record. Gene Ontology annotation, cellular component: centrosome; ciliary basal body; centriolar satellite. The annotation marks the transcript as partial. The transcript is spliced from 3 exons. NCBI's taxonomy places the organism in Eukaryota, Metazoa, Chordata, Lepidosauria, Squamata, Phrynosomatidae. Gene Ontology annotation, biological process: microtubule anchoring at centrosome; intraciliary transport involved in cilium assembly; centrosome cycle.